Messenger RNA from Entrophospora sp. SA101, 660 nucleotides. The record is from the annotation of a GenBank genome assembly. Lineage: Eukaryota; Fungi; Glomeromycota; Glomeromycetes; Entrophosporales; Entrophosporaceae.
AUGGCAACCGCCUCAAAAACCCGAAAGCCCAAAACUAAUAACUUUACCUCGAUUUUGGACCUGUUCCUAGAAAAAUAUAGCUUGUCCACCGAAUCUAAUCCAUCACAAUUACGUGUAUAUGCUAGUGAACUCGGUGCUAUGUUACCAGAUUGGAAAGCUUGUAAAAAUGUGAAAGAAGCUCUUCGCCGACGUCAAUUCAAAGAAGAACAGAUCAAAGCUCUUGUACCGGAUAAAAGGAAUGAAAAACUUACUAUCAAAGAGAGAGCUCAAUACUGUGCGAAAUCUGGAGAUCCAUAUGAUAUUUACUUACAUGCUUUAGAUUUAAUCAAGACAAAAAAUGAUAGUGAUGAAGAAAUUGUCGCAUCCAGCUCACGUCUUACAUUAUUUCGUAAGGAAUUGAAAGAAGCUGGAGUUGAUUCUAAAGUAAUUGAUAAAUAUGCUAAAUUUUCAGAUCUUACUCAAGCAUCUAACGAAAUUCAGAAGAAGCAACUUAUCAACCGUUUUGAUUCUGGAACUUAUUAUGCUGAGGGUGACACUUCUUCUGAUUCCGAUACCAAUCUUGAUACUAAUACUGAACCCGAACCUAAAUCUCAGCCUAAGAAUUAUAAUCCUUUCGAUGCCCAAAUCGCAGAAAUAGAUUCGAUGUUAGCAGAAAUGUGA